Messenger RNA from Ogataea parapolymorpha DL-1, 759 nucleotides. RefSeq names its product putative oxidoreductase. Bases 1 to 759 code for a protein of 252 amino acids. The record is from RefSeq and is a predicted model, not a curated record. Gene Ontology annotation, molecular function: oxidoreductase activity, acting on NAD(P)H, oxygen as acceptor. NCBI's taxonomy places the organism in Eukaryota, Fungi, Ascomycota, Pichiomycetes, Pichiales, Pichiaceae. Gene Ontology annotation, cellular component: intracellular anatomical structure. The transcript has a single exon.
AUGUCAGUUACAAUAGUUACAGGUGCCUCCAGGGGUCUAGGUGCUGCUAUCUGCAAUCUGAUACUACAAAAAGACAACGACGCAAAAAUAGUUGCCAUUGCGCGAUCGAAAGAUAAACUGCAGGAACUGGCUGACAAGUACGGCUCAAGGGUUCUCAGCAUAGCUGGAGACGUCACCGACACAAAUUUAGUAGCAACGGCAGUGCAAAAAACUGUCUCCACUUUCGGCAAGAUUGACUCUGUUGUUUUAAAUGCGGGGGUUUUGGAACCAGUCCAGCACAUCAGCGAGCUGGAUAUCAAUAAAGUGAAACGGUUGUACGACGUGAACGUGUUUUCUGUGAUGGAUCUGGUGAAACAGACUAUACCAUAUGUGCGCAAAACCGGGGGAAACUAUCUUUUUGUGUCAUCGGGUGCAUCAACGAAGGCCACAGAUGCAUGGAGUGCGUACGGGUCGUCAAAGGCAGUAAUCAAUCAUUUUUGUUUCAGUGUCAGCGCAGAAGAGACGAAUAUCCGCACUAUUUCAAUUGCCCCCGGUGUUGUGAAUACCGAGAUGCAGAAGGAUAUCCGGGAGAAGUUUGGCAAAAACAUGAAAUCAGAGGCAUUAAAACGAUUUACCGAUCUUUAUUUCCAGAACGAGCUACUGGCUCCUGAAGUUCCUGCAGCUUUGUAUGCAAAUCUCGCCCUGAAAGGAGUUCCGGCGGACUUGAAUGGAAAAUAUCUGCGUUACGAUGACGCAGUGCUUGCUAAGUUUGCAACCUAG